ACCUUUUCCAGCGCAAACUCGACGGUGCGCAUGCUCAGUGACUGCCCGAGCCUGCGGGCCUGGGUAACUGGGACCUCAGUGGCAGGGUCGGGGUACUCUGGUGACCUCUCUUUUUCUCUCUUUCCUUAAGCCCUGCGGCCUGAGUGUGGGCCGAGAUUUCAGCGUUGCGGGGGCGGGAGCCAACACCUCUUCUCGCGCUGCAGAGAGGCGUCGUCCCUGCGGACCAGGGCCCAGGACUCGCCCCAUGGCGGGGCCGCGGGUGGAGGUGGACGGCGGGAUCCUGGAGGGGGGCGGCCAGAUCCUCAGGGUCUCCACGGCCCUGAGCUGUCUCCUGGGCCUCCCCUUGCGGGUGCAGAAGAUCCGCGCGGGCCGCACCACUCCGGGUCUGAGGCCUCAACAUUUAUCUGGACUGGAAAUGAUUCGAGAUUUGUGUGAUGGGCAACUGGAGGGGGCAGAAAUUGGCUCAACAGAAAUAACCUUUACACCAGAGAAGAUCAAAGGUGGAGUCCACACAGCAGAUACCAAGACAGCAGGGAGUGUAUGCCUCUUGAUGCAGGUUUCAAUGCCUUGUGUUCUCUUCGCUGCUGCUCCGUCAGAGCUUCAUUUGAAAGGUGGAACUAAUGCUGAAAUGGCACCACAGAUCGACUAUACGGUGAUGGUCUUCAAGCCAAUCGUUGAAAAAUUUGGUUUCAAAUUUAAUUGUGACAUUAAAAUGAGGGGCUAUUACCCAAAAGGAGGUGGUGAAGUGAUCAUUCGAAUGUCACCAGUUAAACAGUUGAACCCAAUAAAUUUAACUGAUCGUGGCUCUGUGACUAAAAUAUAUGGAAGAGCUUUUGUUGCUGGUGUUUUGCCAUUUAAAGUAGCAAAAGAUAUGGCAGUGGCUGCUGUACGAUGCAUCAGAAAGGAGAUCAGAGACCUAUAUGUGAACAUUCAGCCUGUUCAGGAACCCAAGGACCAAGCAUUUGGCAAUGGAAAUGGAAUAAUCAUUAUUGCUGAGACAUCUACUGGCUGCUUGUUUGCUGGAUCAUCGCUUGGUAAACGAGGUGUCAAUGCAGACAAGGUCGCCAUUGAAGCUGCUGAAAUGCUAUUAGCCAAUCUUAGACAUGGUGGUACUGUGGACGAGUAUCUGCAAGACCAGCUGAUUGUUUUCAUGGCAUUAGCCAAUGGAGUUUCCAGAAUAAAAACAGGACCAGUUACACUCCAUACACAAACAGCUAUUCAUUUUGCUGAGCAACUAGCAAAGGCUAAAUUCACUGUGAAGAAAUCAGAAGAUGAAGAAGAUGCUUCUAAAGACACUUACAUUAUUGAGUGCCAAGGAAUUGGGAUGACAAAUCCAAAUAUAUAGGAUCAACUGUUGUAGUACAGCAGUGGUGGAUUCAAACUACUCAUAUUUUACUUAAUAAUGGCCCCAAGUGUGCAUGAGUAGUGGUGCUGGCAACUCAGAUAUGUCAAAGAAGCUGUGAAGAGAUACCUUUAAGUAUCUCACGUCACUACAAGAAGGGUGAGUAGCUGCAGUAAGAUUCCUAGUCCGCAUUCACACAUUAUAUAGUUGCACAUUGCAUAACAGCAGGGAUACAUUUUAGAAAAUCUAUCACUGGGCUCUUUCAUUGUUGUACAAAUACCAUGGAGCUUCCUUCACAAAUGUCGAUGGUAUGAGCUAAUCAUUUGCCAGCCUCUUGAUGUAAUAAAGAGCACAAACACAAGGUAUAUGAGACGCCUGCUGUCAUAACACAGCAUACUGUUUUGCAGUAAAUCUUUUAUAAGUAGGAUAAUACUCUAAUGAUAAAAGUAUACUGUAAUAAAUAUAU
Molecule: messenger RNA, 1808 nt
Organism: Fukomys damarensis (Damara mole-rat)
Lineage: Eukaryota; Metazoa; Chordata; Mammalia; Rodentia; Bathyergidae
Gene: Rtca
Product: RNA 3'-terminal phosphate cyclase
Exons: 12
Coding region: 245-1345 (366 amino acids)
Biological process (GO): RNA processing
Cellular component (GO): nucleus
Molecular function (GO): RNA-3'-phosphate cyclase activity
Source: RefSeq, a predicted model, not a curated record